UGAAACUAUUAUUUCAAUGAGGAAACCAAGAUUGAAACGUAGCUACCAGCUGCAUUAGUGCGACCAUCAUUCCUGCAAAGCAGCAGUCACCUUGCAGCAGAGCAGAAAUAGCGCAGCUCUUUUUCCCUCAAUGAGAAGGUACAUAAAGCACAAGAUGAGAGGACCAGGAAGGCAAUUGACCUUGGCUGCUUUUGGGGGCUGGUAUAUAGCCAUCCAGUUGGAUGCCACAGUUCUGCUGCAAAAAAAGAGAACAAAGGGAUUUGUAUUACUCAUAGUCAAGCUAUAAUUAAUGGUGAAAAUGUAAUUUAUUGUCAAGCUAUUUCACUUGGUGAUGACAAGUUGUUGUUUUUAACAUUUUUUUUCUCUUUGACAAGGACAAAUGUAAAAAAAAAAAUCCUUAUAUUAUGAGAGUGGGUGAUGCUUAAAUCAAAGGAUGUGUUUGAUGAUAUGAGACUAUAUCAAAUAAGAGAAGAGCUGAGUAAGUGCAUAGCAGGUCUAAAGUCAACCUUGCCAUUUUGCUUUGCUGUGCUUUAGUGUUUACCUGUGACAGGGGUGCUUUAUCUCAGCUAGUCACCAGAGCAUGUGUAAACACACAGGGGGGAACACACUGCAUAUCAUGCUGUUUUCAGUCUCCCCGCUUUUGUUCCAAAAUCUCUCUCCCAUAGAGAGACAUUAUCCCCCGACGGCAAGGUGAAAGGGGUGCUGAUGUAAGGUUAUUUGUAGCAGACGGAAAAUGAUGAAAAAAAAAAGAAAAAAAUGACGAGAAAAAAAAAAAAUAGAUGGGUUUGAAAGUAAAAAAGAAAAAAAGUCACCUAAUUAUAGCCAAAGAGGGGCGGUCAGCCUGGAAGUUACACUGGAGAAGAGGAGUGCUCCGAUGGAGAAUGGGAUAUGGAAAGCAAACACCCAUUUGACAUGGAGCCGGCAGAAAGGGAACAAGGCCCACAGUGUCUCUCCUGCUCCAAGGGCUUUGUCCUGUAGGAGGCUUCUGCCACGGCUCCAGGCUACCAAACCCACGUGACAUGCCUGGAGAUGAGGUCUGUGCCGGCACUGAGAACAAACUAAGCACGCUGUCGGACCUGGAGCAGCAGUAUCGCACUUUGAGGAAAUACUAUGAGAACUGUGAAGUCGUCAUGGGCAACCUUGAGAUUACAAGCAUUGACCGUAGUCGAGAUCUGACCUUCCUCAGAUCUAUACGAGAAGUGACGGGCUAUGUGCUGGUGGCUCUAAACCAGUUCGACUACCUGCCUUUGGAGAACUUGAGGAUCAUUCGAGGAACCAAACUUUAUGAGGAUCGCUACUCACUUGCAAUCUUUCUGAAUUACAGACGAGAUGGAAACUUCGGGCUUCGACAGUUGGGUCUUAAAAACCUUACAGAGAUUCUCAACGGAGGCGUCUAUAUUGAUCAGAACAAGUUCCUCUGCCAUGCAGACACAAUCCACUGGCAGGACAUUGUCAAGUAUCCCAGGCACCAUCCUAUAGUGGUGCCUACUAACAGCAGUGUCACGUGCCAGAAGUGCCAUCGUUCAUGUACUGGACGUUGCUGGGGCCCCAAGGAGGACCAUUGUCAAAGCUUAACCAAGACGGUGUGUGCUGAACAGUGUGAUGGUCGCUGCUUUGGUCCCUAUGUAAGUGACUGCUGCCAUCGUGAGUGUGCGGGUGGGUGCUUUGGCCCAAAGGACACGGACUGUUUUGCCUGCACAAACUUUAAUGACAGUGGGGCGUGUGUUACACAGUGCCCACAACCAUUUGUCUACAAUCCUACCACAUUCCAACUUGAACACAACCCAAGGGCAAAGUACACCUAUGGAGCAUUCUGUGUCAAGAAGUGUCCGCAUAACUUUGUGGUGGACCACAGCUCUUGUGUGAGAGCAUGCCCUAGUAACAAGAUGGAGGUGGAGGAGAACCGUAUUAAGAUGUGCAUCCCUUGCACUGAUAUCUGCCCAAAAGCAUGCGAUGGAAUAGGUACUGCCAGCCUACAGACAGCUCAGACAGUGGACUCAAGCAACAUUGACAAGUUUGUCAACUGCACCAAAAUCAAUGGCAACCUGGUGUUCCUUAUUACUGGAAUUAAAGGGGAUGCUUAUCACAACAUUGGACCAUUAGAUCCAGAAAAACUUAAUGUGUUUCGCACUGUUCGGGAAAUCACAGGCUACCUUAACAUUCAGUCUUGGCCUGACAACAUCACUGACUUGAGUGUUUUCUCCAACCUUGCAACUAUAGGAGGGAGAGCACUGUACAGUGGGAUCUCUCUGCUGGUGUUAAAACAACACGGCAUCUCAUCACUACAGCUUCAGUCCCUGAGAGAGAUCAGCGCUGGGAAUGUCCACAUUGCAGAGAACAGCCAACUCUGCUACUACAGUACUGUCAACUGGACAACAUUGUUUCGCGCUGGAAACCAAAAGGUUCUUAUCCGUAACAACCGAAGCCCACAAGAAUGUGCCAAGGAGCACAUGGUGUGCGACCCAUUGUGUUCCAAUGCUGGGUGUUGGGGUCCUGGCCCUGACCAGUGCCUUUCCUGCCGAUACUUUAGCCGGGGACGCAUCUGUGUGGAUUCCUGCAACCUUUAUGAAGGAGAUAUUCGAGAGUAUGCCAAUGGUUCAAUGUGUGUUGAGUGUGAUGCCCAGUGCGAACGUGCAGACGACGACUCCUUAACCUGCCACGGCCCGGGCCCAGAACAUUGUGUGAAAUGCCUUCAUUUCAAGGACGGUCCAAACUGCGUGGAAAAGUGCCCUGAUGGCCUGCAAGGUGCCAAUAGCUUUAUCUUCAAAUAUGCGGAAGUAAACAACGAAUGCCAUCCAUGCCAUGCCAACUGCACCCAAGGGUGUAUUGGACCUAGACUUCAAGACUGCAUCGGCUGGAUGGACAGAACCCCUCUGAUUGCUGCAGGAGUGAUUGGUGGCCUCUUUAUGGUGGUGAUCAUGGUAUUAAGUAUCGCUGUGUCUGUGCGUCGGAAGAACAUUAAGAAGAAGAGGGCUCUUCGGCGAUUUCUGGAGACUGAGUUGGUCGAACCUCUGACUCCCAGUGGAACAGCUCCUAAUCAAGCCCAGCUUCGCAUCCUCAAAGAAACAGAACUUAAAAGAGUCAAGAUUCUUGGUUCUGGAGCCUUUGGAACUGUUUACAAGGGUAUUUGGGUCCCAGAGGGUGAAACUGUGAAAAUUCCAGUGGCCAUCAAGAUCCUUAAUGAGGCCACUGGACCCAAGGCAAAUGUGGAGUUCAUGGACGAGGCUUUGAUAAUGGCCAGCAUGGAGCACCCUCACCUUGUCCGGCUGCUGGGUGUUUGCCUUAGUCCCACCAUCCAGCUGGUGACACAACUGAUGCCUCAUGGCUGCCUGCUUGAUUAUGUUCACGAGCACAAAGACAACAUUGGAUCACAGCUACUUCUCAACUGGUGUGUCCAGAUUGCCAAGGGAAUGAUGUACCUGGAGGAGCGCAGACUUGUCCACAGAGAUCUAGCAGCCCGGAAUGUUCUUGUCAAAUCUCCAAACCACAUCAAGAUCACAGACUUUGGCCUGGCUCGGCUGCUGGAUGUCAACGAAAAAGAAUACAAUGCUGAUGGGGGAAAGAUGCCAAUCAAAUGGAUGGCCCUAGAGUGUAUCCAUUACAGGAAGUUUACUCACCAGAGUGAUGUUUGGAGUUAUGGUGUAACCAUAUGGGAACUUAUGACCUUUGGAGGAAAGCCAUAUGAUGGAAUUCCUACUAGAGACAUUCCAGAUCUGCUAGAGAAAGGAGAGCGCCUUCCCCAGCCACCAAUCUGUACCAUUGAUGUCUAUAUGGUCAUGGUGAAAUGUUGGAUGAUUGAUGCAGAUAGUCGACCCAAGUUCAAGGAGCUAGGCGCAGAGUUUACUCGAAUGGCCCGGGAUCCCCAGCGAUACUUGGUCAUCCAGGGUGAUGACCGCAUGAAGCUGCCCAGCCCCAAUGAUAGCAAGUUUUUUCAGAACCUGCUAGAAGAGGACGAGCUGGAGGAUCUGAUGGAUGCUGAGGAGUACCUGGUUCCUCACUCGUUCAAUAUUUCACCUCUGGCAUACACUCCUCGAACACGCAUGGAUACAAACAAGAACCAAUUUGGCAGCCAGGAUCCAAAUUUCACCAUGGGUGACAUACUGGGGACUCUGCCUAGAGUGGGUCAACCGAACUCUGGAAGCAGCCUCCCUUCACAGGACACUGCAGGGGCCCAGAUUGGUUGUGGAUAUAACCUUGGUAACCAGGAUGACCCUCGUUGUAAUGGCACUCUAAGGAAGCAGGUUUCCUCAAGGUCAAACACGCUUGGUUCUACCCACGCUGCUGGACAAGGUGGUGAGGACAGUAGUGGACAGCGCUACAGUGCAGAUCCUACCGGUCUCCUGACAGAGCGAGGGGAAAAGGGAGACAAGGAUGGCUACACGGUUUCCAUGAGAAAAAAGAACACAUCAGAUCUCCAUCCUGUUGAGGAAAACCCAUUUGUGACGCGUCGUAGAAAUGGUGAUGCCCACGUGGUGAUGGAUGGAGCAAGUUGCCACACUUUACUCAUAGCUGGGGCUUCGGCAGGACCAAAAAGUCAGUCUGUCCAUGGUGAUGAUGAGUAUAUUAAUGAGCCACUGUACCUGAAUACAUUCCUUAACCCUGGGGACAAGAAUGGAUUAGCUGGUGCAAUUUCUAUCUCUGCUUCUACAUCUUCUACUGCACAAUCAGUCUUGCAAACAGCAAACCCUUCCACAUCAAGCCACAUUGUUUCAUCUACUGGAUAUGUAGUUACUCCUGGCCUACUCCCCCAACCAACUUAUCCAUCACAUACCCUGCAUCCAGGGCAUUCAGGACACACCCUGCACACAGGCAUCAGCAGUAGCACAAUGAUGUUUGACAAGAAAGCCAAGAAAGCAACUUUUGACAAUCCUGAGUAUUGGCAGCACAGUCUCCCCCCCAAGUCCACGUUGCACAAUCCUGAAUACCUGCAGGACUGCAGCACUCGUUUCUUUUACCGGCAGAAUGGACGCAUUCGCCCUGCUGUGGCAGAAAACCAGGAAUAUUUGUCUGAGGCUGCUAUGAAGGCUGGCAAUGUUUUGCCACCCCCUCCGUACAGGCAGAGGAACACUGUGGUGUAGUGACCCAUCUGUAGCAUCUGGAGAUAAGAAAUUAUGUCUUUUCAAUGCCGUAUUUUAUCCUCCUGGGCCCUCCUUGCACCUUUUCUAAAAAUGUUUCAUAAACAUCUCUGGUUGGAAGUCCUCUAUUCUUGUGGUUUGAAUCUGCCUUUUCACUGUAGACCUAAAUGACUGUCACUGACAGCUGCAUUUAAGACUUAAACCAUCCUUUUUAACAUGACUCCUAAAUUAGAGGCAUCUCCUGCAGGGAGGGGUCUGAAGAAAAUUGUUAUGGCAUAUUUCACUAAAUAACAGAAACAAUACAAGAAGACAUAACAAACUUGUGUUGUUGACAAAGAAGAAAUGAACUGUUAGUCAGAUGAGGGUUCUUUUCAUUGACACUGUAAGAUUUAGUUUUUUUGUUCUGUAUGUUUUAAGAUUUUUUUUUAACAAACUAGUCAUGCACAUUUAAUUUUUUUUCAGCCUAUAAUGUGAAACAUGCUUUCAGAGAAUUAUUUUGUCUUUAUACAGAACUGAAGACAUGCUGAAUUUGCUUGAUGGACAGUAGUUUCCAUUCCCACCCACCCACUUCUUUGAGUUUCCCUUUUUCUAAUACAAGUAAGCAUGUAAUACUUUGGACAAGCCUGAAGGCCUGACACACCAACAGUAACCAGACAUUAAUUUGCACAUAAAUGUAUCAACCUCAAGGGUGCAUUCCCCAUUUCACCCAUAGACUGCCACAGAUAGGCUCUGGGCCCCAUUGCAACGCUGACAGAGAAAAUGGAUGGAUGGAUGUACCAACGGAUCAGCCUUCUGCCAUUUGAAAUGUAUUCUGAAGUAGUUUAUUUUAGAUUUUGUACUGAAAUAUCUUUCAGGAGAAAGCAGACAGUUUUUCUAAG
Cyprinodon tularosa is the source of this 5953-nucleotide messenger RNA. Its product is annotated as receptor tyrosine-protein kinase erbB-4-like. Gene Ontology annotation, cellular component: signaling receptor complex; basal plasma membrane. Lineage: Eukaryota; Metazoa; Chordata; Actinopteri; Cyprinodontiformes; Cyprinodontidae. Gene Ontology annotation, biological process: cell surface receptor protein tyrosine kinase signaling pathway; multicellular organism development; protein phosphorylation. The transcript has 29 exons. The coding region runs from base 1020 to 5078 and encodes 1352 amino acids. Gene Ontology annotation, molecular function: transmembrane receptor protein tyrosine kinase activity; ATP binding; epidermal growth factor receptor binding. The record is from RefSeq and is a predicted model, not a curated record.